Meleagris gallopavo (turkey) is the source of this 1260-nucleotide messenger RNA. Its product is annotated as olfactory receptor 8A1-like. The record is from RefSeq and is a predicted model, not a curated record. Gene Ontology annotation, molecular function: olfactory receptor activity; G protein-coupled receptor activity. Gene Ontology annotation, cellular component: membrane. Gene Ontology annotation, biological process: G protein-coupled receptor signaling pathway. NCBI's taxonomy places the organism in Eukaryota, Metazoa, Chordata, Aves, Galliformes, Phasianidae.
AUGUCAAAACUAGAAUGGAAAAACAAAACAGUUGUUACAGAAUUUAUUCUCCUUGGAUUUGGAAAUGGCCCUGAGCUGGAUUAUCUUCUCUUCCUAAUGUUCCUGAUGACCUAUAUUAUGACCAUAACAGGGAACACCUUCAUCAUUGCGCUGGUGGUGGCUAAUCAGUCUCUUCACAUCCCAAUGUAUUUCUUCCUGGGCAAUUUGGCUUGUUUGGGUAUCUGCUACAGCUCAAACAUCUUGCCAAGAUUGUUGCUCAAUUAUCUGAGUGGAGAUAGAAGAAUAUCAGUUGUCAGAUGUUUUGCACAGUACUAUUUCUUCGGUUGCUUGGCAGCUGCAGAAUGUUAUCUUCUAGCAGUGAUGUCUUAUGAUAGGUACCUAGCAGUAUGCAAACCCUUGCACUAUUUAUUCCUUAUGAACCACAAGCUCUGUCGCCAGCUAGGUGCUGCAUCUUGGAUAAGUGGUUUUCUGUUUAAUUCUAUAUUAACAUUCCUGAUCUCAAACUUAGAUUUCUGUGGCCCUAAUGAAAUUGAACAUUUCUUCUGUGACUGCUUUCCAGUGAUGAAACUAUCCUGCAGUGACACUCACAUGGUGGGACUUGUCACUUCUUUUGUGGCAGGUGUAUGCUCCCUGCCUCCGUUUCUCUUGACUUUCUCAUCUUAUGUCUACAUCAUUAUCACAGUCAUGAGAAUUCCUUCUUCCGCUGGAAGGAAAAAAGCUUUUUCCACCUGUUCUUCACAUCUUAUUGUGGUGUUACUUUUUUACUGGUCAAUAUUAGCUGUCUAUGUCCUUCCUUAUCAUAGUAUUCAAAUAUCUCCGAACAAUGUCUUCUCUAUUUUUUAUACUAUUCUCACUCCCCUGGUCAAUCCUCUUAUUUAUAGCCUGAGAAACGAAGAAGUAAAGAAAACACUGCAAAAAAAGACAAGAAAGAUAAAAACAAAAGAACAAAGAAACAUAAUGCAGAGAGGCUACAAGAGCUACACAGCUUUUAUUAAGGACAGUAUGUUCCCAAAAGCAUCACUGAACAUGAACACAGAAAGGAGGAAACAAACACAGGAAUCCACCGACAGGCGGCAGCCGCGCCUCAGCCCGCGGUUACCUGCCGGCUCCCGGAGGCGAUUUGCGUACCGUUUCCUGCGUUCCCUGUUCAUGGAGAACUGGAAGGUUUCUCUGGAAUUCCCUUUGGUCUCCCUUGCAGCGGGCUCUGAGCUGGCAUGCUGUCUUCUGGACUUUGCCUCCCCUCGGGGGCAGCCCCUUUAG